GAUGAAACCAAAGCUUCCAGGCUGUCCCUGGUAGGCUCAGACAGUCCAAAGGCAGCAGAGGGAAGGAGAGAAAAACCUGAGAUGGAGAGCUGGCCGAGAGCUUCCUGAAGACCAUGCAAAUGAGGCACGCCCACAACUGCCUGGAAACCAGGCAGGGAGAAGUCAGAGCCCAGAGCACAUGCUGCAGGGCCGUGCUAGGCAAAGGAGCAGGAGGAGGUGGAGGAGGCGCUGAGGGAGCAGGACGUCUCCUGCCAGACCUCCCAGUGUCUGGUCUGAGGAUGGCGGAGAAGCAGGGCCGGGAGCCUGAGUGCCCUGUGUGCUGGAACCCCUUCAACAACACGUUCCACACCCCCAAAGUGCUGGACUGCUGCCACUCCUUCUGCGUGGAGUGCCUGGCCCACCUCAGCCUGGUGACUCCGGCCCGGCGCCGGUUGCUGUGUCCGCUCUGUCGCCAGCCCACUGUGCUGGCCUCCGGACAGCCUGUCACUGACUUGCCCACGGACACUGCCGUGCUCACCCUGCUCCGCCUGGAGCCCCACCACAUCAUCUUGGAAGGCCGCCAGCUCUGUCUCAAGGACGAGCCCAAGAGCCGCUACUUCCUGCACCAGCCCCGGGUCUACACGCUGGAACUCGGCCCCGGGCCUGGGAGCCAGACUGGGCGGCCCCAGGAUGUGGCCCCUACCACCAUCCCCAUCCCCAGCCCCAGCCACGACUCUCUGAGGGGGUGUUUCCGCAACCCGCAGUUCCGGAUCUUUGCCUACCUGCUGGCUGUCAUCCUCAGUGUCACUCUGUUGCUCAUCUUCUCCAUCUUUUGGACCAAGCAGUUUUUUGGGGGUGUGGGGUGAGCAUCUGUUCCAGACAAAGAACCAAGCCUUUCUUGGCUGCUGCUGGGUAUAAGGACUGCAGAGCCUCAUUUGGGAUUGUCUUCCUUUGUAGUAUUGUUCUUUUUUACAAUCCAGGGAUCGGCUAGGCUGUGCAUCUGCUUCUGGGAACAAAGAGAGUCCUACUAUAAUGAGAACCUCUGAAAGCGAAUGGAAAAAGAUACAGACAGCUCUGGGUGUGAACCACGGAUCAUGGAAGGGCCGAGAAGCAGAUCUGUGAUGACAGGGCUACGUAGCAUGUUGUACCAAAGGGCUGGGCGAUGGCAUCCAGGAACCUGACCCACUCAGACAGCAAGCUGCAUUUCUUACUGGAGCUGCUUUGAACUCAGUUCACAUUUUUUGGAGUUGCUCUUUCUAUUAUUUGUUGCUAAAAAAUUUGGAGAGUGAACUUCAAUUGUGAGCAAAUGUGUUUGUCUUUCCCUUUCAGUUUUCUCUUUGGAUGUUUUGCCACUAGUCCCAGUAAAAAUGG
Molecule: messenger RNA, 1350 nt
Organism: Eubalaena glacialis (North Atlantic right whale)
Lineage: Eukaryota; Metazoa; Chordata; Mammalia; Artiodactyla; Balaenidae
Gene: RNF183
Product: ring finger protein 183
Exons: 2
Coding region: 114-845 (243 amino acids)
Biological process (GO): protein ubiquitination
Molecular function (GO): ubiquitin protein ligase activity
Source: RefSeq, a predicted model, not a curated record